This is a messenger RNA of Malaya genurostris, 5421 nucleotides long. RefSeq names its product probable cytochrome P450 9f2. Gene Ontology annotation, molecular function: oxidoreductase activity, acting on paired donors, with incorporation or reduction of molecular oxygen; iron ion binding; heme binding. The record is from RefSeq and is a predicted model, not a curated record. The coding region runs from base 51 to 1655 and encodes 534 amino acids. The transcript has 2 exons. NCBI's taxonomy places the organism in Eukaryota, Metazoa, Arthropoda, Insecta, Diptera, Culicidae.
GCGAUAGGCUUAACUUUUAGUCCGAGUGCGUCAGCCGACGGAAACACAUCAUGGAGGUGAACGUUUUCUUAUUGACGGUGAUAGUUGUGAUACUAGGUGUUAUUUAUUAUUGGUUAACGAAACAUCAUGACUACUUUCGCGAGAAACCAAUACCUUCUUUGGCAGCAUGGCCUUUAUUCGGUAGCACAGCUGACAUAAUGCUAAGGAAGUGCACCGUUACCGAUUACGUUAAGCUGGUUUACAACAAGUUCUCGAGUGUAAAAGUGUUCGGCCUGUUCGACAACAACGCUCGGGUAUUUGUUAUUCGAGAUCUAGAUCUCAUAAAGCAGAUUGCGAUUAAGGAUUUUGAUCACUUCGUCGAUCGACGCCCAAUAUUCGGAAUCUGCGACAAGGACAAUCCAAACGUGCUUUUCAAUAAAGCCCUAGUGAUGUUAACUGGUCAAAAGUGGCGAGAUAUGAGGGCUACUUUGAGUCCGGCUUUCACAGGUAGCAAAAUGCGUGCGAUGUUCGGACUGAUUACGGAAUACAGCGACCGCAUGAUUCAGAUUCUGCGGACAGAAGUCAACAACGAGAAAGGAUGUAGCGAACACGACAUGAAGGAUUUGUUCUCGAGAAUUGCAUCCGAUAUAAUUGCGACAUGUGCUUUUGGGAUACAAGUAGAAUCAGUGAAGGAAAGCAGAAACGAGUUUUUUAUGAUGGGUAAGGCAAUGAUGAAUCUGUUUCGAACAUCGGUGAUGUUUCGAGUACUGGCAUAUUCUUGGUUUCCUGGAGUAAUGCAAAAUUUGGGAAUCGAUGUUAUUGAUAGAGAGCAAAUAAAUUACUUUUCAAAUAUGAUCAGAAAAACGGUAAAAAAUCGAGAAACUCACGACAUUGUUCGUCCGGACAUGAUUCAUCUGUUGAUGCUAGCGAAGAAGGGUGCUCUAAAGGAUCAACGCGAAACAGUGAAAACUGUUGAAGGAUUUGCCACGGCAGAAGAAUCAACAGUUGGAACAGUUUCGGUCACAAAAACUCUAACGGAUGCUGAGUUCACUGCACAGUGUCUGAUAUUUUUCAUAGCUGGAUUCGAGGGCAUAUCGACGGCAAUGGUCAUCAUGGCGUACCAACUGGCAAUGAACUCCACAGUUCAACAAAAACUUUAUGAAGAAAUUGCUGCGACAUGUAAACAAUUGAAAGGAGAGGAACUUUCAUACGAUAUUCUACAAGCGAUGAAGUACAUGGAUAUGGUUGCAUCGGAAACACUUCGACUGAUGCCUAAUCCAUUUGCGGACCGACUGUGCGUAAAAGAUUACUCUGUGGACGAUGGAAAAGGACUUAAAUUUACUAUCGACAAAGGUACAUGUGUAUGGAUUCCAAUACAUGGAAUUCAUCAGGACCCUAAAUACUACCCAAAUCCGGAGAAGUUUGAUCCGGAGCGAUUUAGCGAAGCGAAUCGAGAAAAGAUCAACAAAACCGCAUAUAUGCCGUUCGGGAUUGGCCCACGAAAUUGCAUUGGGUCUCGGUUUGCGCUAAUGGAAGUGAAGGCAAUAAUGUACCAGUUGUUGCUGAAUUUCCGCAUCGAACGAACAGAACAGACUCAGAUACCGCUUAAGAUUGGCAAAGGCCUCGUACCAUCAAUCACAACGCAUCUGAAACUUGUGCUUCGUAAGCAAAUUUAGCCAACUUCGACCCGGUGCUUAGUGAAGAGAAUUGCAAAAAUAAUAUUAUGGUACUAUUCAGUUAUUACCUAAGAAUUAAGUUUUUUUUUAAGUUGCCCUUAAUAGACUCAAUCGAUUAUUAAAGCGUACAUUGGACUUAUUAUAAGUUUUCUUUAAGUUGAAAUCUGAUCACAUCGUUACUAAAAAUAAAAAUUUCUAUAUAUAACUGUAUAAUUCUACGCAUUAUAUUUAGAGCUGAAUCAAAAGCUCGAAAAUUCAGAUAUUCUUGCUCUGUUGGUUAAUAACAAACUAUUUACUACUGUGGGCAAAAAUAAGUAAGACAUUGUUCAUAAUUUCAAAAUUCUCUAUGUAUUCUUCCAAAUCUAUUUCGUCCCUUUCAAAGUAAUCCCCUCCGACCACAAUACACUUGUGACAACGUUUUUCCAAUCUUCGAAACAGUUGUUAAUGUCAAUUUCCGGAAUAUUCUUCAAUGCGCGUAACGAUUCACGUUUGAUGUCUUCAAUUGACUCAAAACGGUUUCCCCGGAGCGGUCGUUUGAGUUUGCUGAAUAGAUAGAAGUCACACGGAGCUAAAUCUUGAGCACCAAUUCCUUGAUUUUUUUGACAUGUUCAUCAUCAGUUGAUGUAGAUGGCCGUCCUGGACGUGGUUCGUCGUCAACGCGUUCUCGACCAUUUUUGAACAACUUUACCUAUCAAAAACACUUGCUAGCGACAUAAAGAGUGUAUCGAAAAUAAGCUAGCCACAAAUUUUUCUUUCAAAUUAUGAUAAAAAACGAUAUUUUAUUCAAACUAAAAAUUGAUCCUUUAUUGUACGAGGUUAAACUUGAGCAUAAUGAAAACCGAAUGAAAUUUAUGUUAUUUCUUCAUGAAUUUUCAAACUUUUGAUCGAACGCUCUUCAUCAAGUUCCGGACAAGUGUUGCAUAGCAUUUUUUGGACGCUUAAGCCCAAAUUUUUUUUGAACUCCUGCAUAUUCUCAGUUGCCUCACCAGUCUUCUGGAAAACCCUCUUCACGAUUGCCCAGUAACGUUCGAUGGGUCGAAGUUGAGAGCAAUUUGGGGAAUUGUUAUUUUUCUCAAUGAAAUUUAUACCCUCUUCCGCAAGCCAAUUGAGAGUGGUUUUGGCAUAGUGAGCCGACGCUAAUUCCGGCCAAAAUAGUGGAGGUGUACUAAGCUUCUUAUGUAAAGGCAGCAAUCUCUUCUGAAGACACUAAGAUGGAUAGAUUUCUGCCUUUAUAGUUGCUAUUGCAACUAUAGAUGGAUAGAUUUCUGCCUUUAUAGGAACAUAUUGCUUGCCAUACCAGUACUUUUCGACCGAAUUUCUCCACUUGAAUCGACCUAUCCGCAUCGCUCACAUACUCCCCAACGACGACAGUAAAAUAUUGUGGACCUGGAAGGGUUUUUGAGUCCUCCUUUACAUAAGUCUCAUCGUUCAUCAAAACGCAUGCAUCCGGACACUGCAAAAGAUGCGAAUACAAUUCCCGGGCCCUAGUUACUGUUCGCUACUUCUGUUCUACACUUUUUUUUCGAGAUUUUCUGCUUCUUGUAGGUCUUCAGGUGAUUUCGCCUCGUGCCACGCUGGAUCAUUCCGACACUUGUUCCUGCUUUUUUGGCCAAAUCACGUAUUGACAUUGAUUUGUUCUUCAUGAUUAAAGAUACCACUUUCUGGUCCAGUUUCGGGUUGAAAGAACCGGAUUUUCUGCCUCUUCCUGGUAGCUCAUCCAAAGAAUAAUGUUCCCCAAACUUAUUAAUGAUGGUUUUAACACUGACAUGAUGAAUUCCAAACCGCUUCGCCAAUUUUCGCCUAGUAAUACCCUUCUCACUGCGCCAUGUGCCCAAAACCUUAAUUUUCACUGCCUUCUCAAUACGCGACAUUUUGAAAACGCACAAUUUCAACCGCACAAACAAGUAAACUAACGAAAGCUGACAGCCAAACGCACAGCAUGCUGUGAUCUGAGCAAUAAAAACCAUCACAAAUACAUGCGUACAACACAAAUGUAUGUGGAUAGCUUAUUUUCGAUACACUCCCUACAAUUAUCACCGAGGGCAUUUUGCAACAUUCUGAAUGUUUCGGAACCAGGAAUUUGAUUCCCCACACAAAGUUUAUUGCAACUUAUUUGUUGGAUAAUAGACGCAGAGAAAACACUAAUGAAUAUUUUGAUGUGACACUUGGCACAGAUGUCACUGACAGUCAUACCAGCUUAGAAAAAAAUAUUUCGACGAAUAAGGUUUCUGCGCGAAAUAUAAUUCGAAAGUCUUACUACUUUUGGCCCACAGUAGUAGAUAUCGAGACUAAUAAAACAGCAUUGUAUCAGUGUUGUGAACUGGUUGAAGACCAAGUGUUUCACCGCAAAAUAAUAAACUAUAUAGAAACAAUGCAAUAAAUUUGUACACUAUUUUACAUGGGAUUGCACAUAACCUAACAAUUUUUUAAAUAAUUGAUCAUCUAUUCAAGAAAGGUGCAUGGUGUUCGCAAGAGCUUGUUAUAAAAAAUAGAACCAAUUUAUUUUGGUGGAGAUGUAAUGACGCCUUUUUCAUAUACGUUUGAAAAAUAAAUCGAUGUAAUUCCCAUUUCGGAGAUUUUUAAGUAGUUUGAAAACCCCACUAAUUUGAUUAUUUUGAGACCAGUUGCAAGAUUACGUUUAUAUUUUGCAAAGUCACUUGAAUGACGGUCAGAAAUUACCAACACUUAUUACUCAGUAAUUCCAGAAAAGAAAAUCAGAUCAGAGAACAACUGAUUAGUAGUCGAUGGCAGAUCAUAAGGCCUCUCGUUUAGAAGUAAGUUAGUGAAAAUUGUUUCAACCAUUUCUAUGAAAUCGAUGUGAGUUCCAUUUCAGUGUCUUUUAAGACUACUUCUGAUGCUCCCGGAAUCGAAAAUCAGGGAUUAUUUCUUUAUACAUUAAUAUAUAAAAUAAAUAAUAGUGGCCUUAGGUAAUUUACAGCUUAAAGGAGCUCCACGACUAUUCACCGACGACACAGCUUUGUUCUAUCUUGACAGUGACAUCAAUACUAUUAUUAACUCAAUGGAAAGUGAAUUAAGAAUUCUUGAUCAAUAUUUUAAUGCGAACUUAUUAUCAUUGAAUGCCACAAAGACUAAGUAUAUGAUUUUCAGUUGUAUAAGGAAAACCAUACCAACGCAUAAUCAUCCCCAGCUCAGAUACAAUAUCAUUGGAAAAGUUAACUGUUUCAAGUAUUUGGGUAUAUAUUUUGAUCCCACAUUGACCUGUACUCACCACGUAAAGUUUGUUGCAAAGCGUUUGUUGUGGCGUCGUGCUGUGGUAUUUUAUAGAGAGUCAAGUCAUUUGUUCUCCAGCGUAUCGUAUUGAACUUUUAUUUUUCUUACAACUGAAUGGUUUGUUCAGAAUUAUUCAUGUACAUGUAAUAAUUUUGGAUAUAGCAAGCAAAUAAACAAUUGAUGGAAAUAUAAAAAAAUGGUGUUAUAAUUAAAUAUCCAAGUAUCUCAAGAACAGCAGCUGAAAUUUCGAAUAUAUCUGUAAAUUGUUUUAGCUAUAAAUUCUUCAUUUUUCAAAAGGCACGGAUGAGAUAGCCAUCAAUCUGUAGGUUUUAAUAAUUUUUUUGGUUCAUUUAGAAAUUAUCGAGAAAAAAAUUUAUUAGAGUGCCCUAUUGAUUCUCUACAACUUCUCCCUGGACGCCAUUUUUGUACGAUGAACGGUUUCCGAAUUACAACGAGACCCGUAAACUGUUUUAGCUGUAACUUCUUCAUUUCUCAAAAAGCACGGAUGAGAUAGCCAUCAAUCUGUAGGUUUUAA